Molecule: messenger RNA, 1011 nt
Organism: Selaginella moellendorffii
Lineage: Eukaryota; Viridiplantae; Streptophyta; Lycopodiopsida; Selaginellales; Selaginellaceae
Exons: 4
Coding region: 5-769 (254 amino acids)
Molecular function (GO): oxidoreductase activity
Source: RefSeq, a predicted model, not a curated record
UGAGAUGGCGAGCACGGCGAUGACGAUGCCGCCGCGGUGCGCCAUUGUGACGGGCGUCGCUCGCCGGCGUGGCAUCGGGAGGAGCAUCGUCGACUGCUUCCUCAACGAGGGCUACUGCGUUGUUGGAAGUGACAUCCAAGCGCUGGAAGAACAAGGGAGCUGCGUCACCAACAGCAGGUUUCACUUUGUUCGAGCCGAUGUGAGCGACGCAGCGCAAGCCAAAUCGAUUGUCCAGGCCAGCUUGGAGCGAUUUGGACACCACAUUCACGUCCUCGUCAACAACGCAGCCUUGACUCGUGGAGAGGAAGGACAAGAUGCCAUUCAAGCUUUCGACGCCAUGCUCCGUGUCAACCUGAACGGCCCCUUCUACCUCUCGCACUACGCCAUCCCACACAUGCCCCGCGGCUGCUCCAGCAUCAUUCAUGUGUCGAGCACCCGAGCCCUCCAGAGCGAGGCUGACACUGCCGGCUACACCGCCUCCAAGGCUGGCCUCUGUGGAUUGACGCACUCGCAGGCUAUAACUUAUGCGGGACACGCCCGAGUGAAUGCCAUCCUCCCCGGGUGGAUCAACACCAGCGACGAGCACGAGCACGAGGUGGCGAUCCGCGAGGUAGACAAGAAGUGGCAUCCCGUGGGCCGCGUCGGCGAACCCGUGGAUGUGGCGCAGCUUUGCCUGUUCUUGUGUGACGAGAGCAAGUCGGGCUUCAUCACGGGCCAGCAGUUUGUGGUGGACGGGGGCACCACCGUCAAGAUGGUCUACCCGAGCUGAGAAUGUUCACACCACUUUGUUUACUUUUUCCAUCUCAAGGGAUCACUGGUCGACGAACAGUGGCCGAACAAACUGCCAUCACAGCCCACACACUAGGAGAUUACUGUGCGCCACGAUAUCAUGUUAUGAAAGUGACCACUAGGGCAGAAAAGUCUGUACAGUCCGUGAGUGAUUCUACUCUGGGCCAGUUUCAGCAGCAGAUGUUGUUCCAAAGUAUGAUGGGGAUGGCUUUCCACAACAGA